AAUAUACAAUAAAUAAUGUCAAAAAUGACUUCGAAGGAUAAGGAUAACAAAAAUUUUCAUGACAAGCUCAAGCAGUUUUUCGGUCUAAACAAAGGAAAUUUCAAAAGUCGAGCGGAUUUCACACUUACUGCAGAGAUUGAAAAGGAAAUUGGCCCAGAUUCUCCCUUACAGCAUCGGGCCAAAGGAAUCAAAGACCUUUGUGACUCGGUCCUGAAUCAUCAAUGGGAAGAGACAGCAGCAGAGCGCUUAUGGCUCUUGGUCCAAGAUUUGCUGGUGAAGGACAAGGAUGUACCUCGAGAAUGUAGACAUUUGACACUCCAGUUUCUCCGGUGUCUUGUGCAAGGGCAAUACACCAAAUUGUCUUCCAUAAUGCGAGUGAAAUUUUUCAUGGUGGUUAAAAACCAUGAAAUACCAGAGGAUAUUGGACCAAGAUUGGAGCUGCUCCAAAGUUUAACAGAGAAUGGAAAAGAUAUAUUACAUUUAGAAGAAAGGAUAGGACCACUUUUACUUGACUGGAUGCCGACUGUGACUGGAAUUGAUGGCAAAAGAGGCGCUGAAUUUCUGUCAUUGCUUGUCAAUGUUAUUAAAUUCAAUUCUGCUUGCAUAGAUGCUGAUAUUAUAUCGAAUCUAGUGCAAUACAUUUGCCAUUUGUGCUAUUGUAGUAAUAGUGCCGAAGUAGUUUCUGGAUGCUUAGAAGCCCUUGACGCUGUUGUUUGCUACGGUAAUUUACAGCCAGAUUCACUGCCGACAUUCAUUACUGCUCUCUGCCGCAGUGUCAAUGUAGAAACUUAUUGUCAGAUAAGCUGGAAGAUAAUGCGAAACUUAUUAGGUACGCACAAGGGGCAUUCAGCUCUCUAUACAAUGUGUAGAUUACUGCAGGAUCCAAAUGUUCAGAGAGAUGUCGGUUUACUACGCGGAGCUGUCUUUUACAUUAAUAUGGGUCUUUGGGGGACUCACAGAGUUCCGAAGCUGAAAUGCACACCCACGUCUGUUUUGCCUUCAUUCCUCCAGGCGUUGCAAUGCAAUCAUCCAAUAGUCAUGUAUGAAGUUACUCUCAGCAUCCAAAGAUUGGUCAAUAAAUAUGGAGAAGAGCUGCAUGAUCCUACCUGGAGUAUCAUAUUAGACAUAAUAGAGGAAGUAAUCAUACAUAUAGAAACUAGCAGUCAACCAGCUUCCGAACAAGUAUCAGUAAGUCUGCACGAAACAAUCAAUAGUAUUGAAAAUCUCCUGGAUAGUGGACACUACAAUGGUUGUGUGCAGCGCUUCUAUGAGCUAAUUGAACGCUGCUCAAACUUCCGUCCAGAAAUAUCUGUACUCAGAUUGAUUGGCUAUUUGUCCAACUAUAUAGACCCAACUCGUCAUUUGUGGUUAUCGAAGCUGAGUACUUUAAUGGAACGCUAUUUUAAAAAUGAAACCAGAACCAAUAUCAGAGUAAAAACUCUAGACGUAUUGACAAAAGUUAUAAAAAUCAACAGAUCCAAGUACGAAGAUGAGCUAAUCGAAAGAAUUGUUGUCCCACAUCUACUACACCUUGAUAUGGAUCCUGAUAUUACUAUACGUAAUGUUGCUACUCAUUUACUGGUUGAUCUCUGUAUCGAGUGUGAAACAAAGCGAUGCCUAGAGCUCUUAGAUAUAUUGGAAAAAAUAGUGAACAAGCCCUUUACAUUAGAAACUCCAAUAGCAGUUGAUACUGAUGUAAAAGACGUAAAAACCGCUGUGGUUGGGGUGAUAAAUGUACUGAGCGUAAAGAUGUAUCAUUUACCAUCAAGCCAUGUAAUACGAGCCUACAAAUUAUUGGUCAAUCACCUUGAACAGCACUACAAGGAACCGAUGAUUUUCCAUAACGUAUCAACCAUCAGGUAUUUAAUAUUUGAGGCCUUUUUAAAAAUCAGAGCCAAUACCUGUUAUCAUCUGGGUUAUCCUGAUGCUAUUACUGGUGUUGUAACACGGUUUAGUCCUUACUUGGUAUUGGAACAUGCGCCGGUCGAUAGACUUGGAAAUAACGUAAACAGUGGAGGGGGGAACAGUCCACCACCGGCUAGUCCCGCACCAUCACAGCACAUUUUGUGCCAGGUUACCCAUAUGUCGCUCGCCCAUGCCUGCAAAUGUGUGGUAACAUGUCUAAAGCAGGAAAAAGAUUGGCGAGUUCUUCAUUUGUUGCUUAGAGAAAUGCCUCAAGUUAUGCAAAAUAAAGCACUCAUCCUCUCAAGACAUAGCAAUGAUAUUGAUUGUCUCGCUGCAGCUCUGUGCUCGAUGGUAACGGUGAGUGACAAAUCUGUACGACUACCAGAGACUCUAUACAAUACGCCUCCAAAGUUCACACUGUCCGAAUUCCGGGGAUUUGUAUUUCCGGUAUUGGCAUCUUUGGCAUCAUAUCACGCACACCUUGAGCCAAAUUUGCAACAGCGUUUGAUAAAGUGUUUGGAGCUUGGUCUCACCACAAGAUGUGCCAGUCAAUGUGUAACUAGCCUUACAACUUGUACAUUAGAAAUGCGUGAUGCAAUGAACAAGCUUCUGUCCGAGGUUCUACUGAACCUAUCAAAAAUCUCAGCAACAGUUUACAUUGCUAUUCCAAUACUCGAAUUUUUGUCAACUCUUACAAGACUGCCCAAAGUGUUUGCAAGCUUCAUCGGUGACCAGUAUAUGUCAGUAUUUGCGAUAUCAUUACCAUACACCAAUCCCUUCAAGUAUAAUCAUUACACGGUAUCUCUGGCACACCAUGUUAUAGCAGUAUGGUUCUUGAAAUGUCGCCUCCCCUUUCGAAGGGACUUUGUGAAAUUCAUUACCACAGGACUCAAAGCAAAUGUGUUAGUUCCUUUCGAAGAGGGUCACUUGAUGAAAUCAGAUUUAAAUUUGAUAAACGAAGAUUCAUCCAGCAGAAAACGAAGUUCUAGUUUGACUGAACAGGGCAGCAGGGGUCGCAGAGAACGGCCUAUAAUCGCUAAUCGUAUGAUCGGAGAAGGACGAGCUCUAGAUCUUAAACCACCUAUUGAUGAAGCCUUAAUGACGUUUCACGUUGAACUUACGGAAACUUGCAUAGACCUAAUGGCUCGAUAUACUUUUUCUACUUGUUCUGCCUUGCCAAAGAGACUUCCAACAGCAGAUUUUCUACUCAAAGAAGGUCAGUCUAUGACUUGGUUAUUGGGAAACCGCUUAAUCACCAUAACGACAAGUGGAUGUAGUAGUAAAGCGACGCGUGGUGGACUGUGCGAUAAUUGUUGGACUGCCUGUAAGUCCGAAUCUCUUUCCCCAGAACACACUCUAAGAUACACACAAUCUUCGUUGCAACGAGCAUCUAGUGGAGAAGGUUCGAAGGAGGAAAAUAAACUGAUGCGACAAUCAUCCAUUGGAUAUGGUGGUUCCAAUGCUAACACGACUUCAAAUUCUCCAAUUGAAGAAUCGAAGAAGUUACCUGAAGAACCAGAGGCUCCGAAAUUGGAAUUCCCCAGUGAAAAGUCUGAGCAAGAUGUGACUGAGCCUUCAAAGCUUGAACAGAUACUUUCUAGUGAGAAACAAGAGGAACAUAUUCCUUGUGCAUGUUGGUGCCAGGGCUGGGCUGAGAUUUAUGUUAGGAGACCAACCGGCGACAUGUCCUGGGUAAUGCGAAUACAGAAUUCAAUGCAAUUUGAAAUAUCUCCUUUGGACUUUCCUGUCAAUGAUAUCACAACACUUUAUAUGCCUACACCACAAUUGACAGAAAAUAAAAAUCUAGAACAAUCGACCUAUACCUACAGCCAUAAUCAAGAUCUUCAAGCUGAAGAUAUUCAGGAUAUGUUGGAAAAAAAUUUUCAGCACCUGAGUAUGGAGCCUGAAAUUGGAUUGCUGAAAUCAGUCACUUCGUCAUCCAUAUCGUCAGGACCGAUUGCUAUCCCAGGAUCUCCAGCUCGUCGCAGUCCGUCUCGUCAGAGUUCGCGCGACAGUCUUGAAGGCCUAGAAGAAGGCGAUGAAGAUUUGAGAAGAUCGCGAAAUCCUGUGCGGAGAUCUAAUUCUAGUCCUGAAAUGAGUGCAAAUUGGAAAAAUCCAUUCCUCAAUAAAGACAAGUUGAUUCUUCAAAAUGAUCGGGACCUCGUUGUGGUUGAUUCGGAAGGAAAAGUUGACUCUGAAAUUAAAAAACAUACAAAGACCACGUACGCAAAAGAUAUGAGAGUCAGCUGUGAAGCAAUACCAGAAGAAAUUUCGGGAACUGGAACCACCCCGCCCUCUUCGGAAAAUUCUGUACAUCAUCCUUCAGGACUUCGUUCGCAACACUCGUAUCCUGGAGCAACACAAACAACGCAAACACCAAACGUCACUACUAGUAACACUGUGCCACCUUCUCCCACCGCUACACAAGCUCCAGGAAACUUCUUGUCUCUUCAAAAUAGAGGUGUUAGUCUAAUGUCUGGUGUCCAUUCGCAAAUACAAGUAUCUACUGGAAAACCGCCGCAAUCUCCAACGCAACUUUACUCCCGUUUAAGUAACAUCCACGAUUCUGGAUUGAAACAGUCGCCACUAGCUAUUGACACAAAACCUCCAAUUGGCAGAAAUCAUCUUACAGACAAAAAAGAUGAUAAACCCGACCCAUCCAAUUUACCGCCAUUACAUUUCCGAGAUCGAGGUCAUACCAUCUCUGUGAUGAGUCCUGCUAAAAAAUCUCGUGGCGAAUGGGAUAAUAUUAGACGUGGAAAUUCACCACGUAACAAAGACCCUCCGAGAACUGGAAUAAAUCCUAGCUUUGUAUUCUUGCAAUUAUAUCACACUGCUCACUUUGGCACUACUACGGAAAAACCGUUGUUAGUUUCUCAAACAGCAGCUGUACAAAGAGCUGUUAAGGUUCUCGACGCAAUUCCUCCAUAUGAAACUCAUAAAAUUGGUGUAAUAUAUAUUGGAAUUGGCCAGGUAUCGAACGAAGUUGAAAUACUUGCAAAUCAACACGGGUCUUUGAGGUAUGCGGAAUUCUUACAGCGUUUAGGAACGCUGAUAAAGUUAAAAGAUGUCGAUUCACAAAGUAUUUUUCUUGGAGGCCUUGAUCGGAAUGGUGAAAAUGGAAAUUUCGCCUACAUAUGGCAGGAUGACGUUAUGCAGGUCAUAUUUCACGUCGCUACGUUGAUGCCAACCAAGGAAAGUGAUCCACAGUGUACUGGAAAAAAGUUACACAUCGGGAACAAUUAUGUCAAUAUUGUGUAUAACGAGAGUGGGGAAAAUUAUAACAUACAAACUGUAAAAGGACAAUUCAACUAUGCCUGUGUAGUCAUUCAGCCUCUUGAUCAUGGUACGAACAGAGUCACAGUGCAAGCACGUGAGGAACUUGCAAAACACAUAGGUCAUAGUGAGCCCAAAAUUAUUUCUGACCAGAAUCUCGCUAUUCUUGCUCGACAGCUAGCUCUUCAUGCCAAUCUUGCCUCAAUGGUUUCGUCGUCUUUGAAAACUAAAGGACAUAAUCCAUACGCCUCGAAUUGGCUCGAAAGACUGCGUCGUAUUAAGCAAUUAAGAAGCAAAGUCCUACAAGAGUCUGCAGCUAGUAACCCUGACGGACCAUCUGAUGAUUUGUCUCCCAGAUCAAACAAAAGGGUCCACAUGGAUGACUUCACGGAGUACACAACAUAAUAGUUACCGCUGUAAUUUAUAUUGGAUAUGAAUAUGUAUGUAACUGUUAUUGGAAUAUCAUGUUGAAUAAGAUAUUAUUUGGCUAGGUAA
This is a messenger RNA of Diprion similis, 5676 nucleotides long. RefSeq names its product tuberin (gene gig). The record is from RefSeq and is a predicted model, not a curated record. Lineage: Eukaryota; Metazoa; Arthropoda; Insecta; Hymenoptera; Diprionidae. Gene Ontology annotation, cellular component: TSC1-TSC2 complex; nucleus; cytoplasm. Gene Ontology annotation, molecular function: GTPase activator activity. Gene Ontology annotation, biological process: regulation of small GTPase mediated signal transduction; negative regulation of Wnt signaling pathway; negative regulation of TOR signaling. Bases 16 to 5586 code for a protein of 1856 amino acids. The transcript has 29 exons.